Vombatus ursinus (common wombat) is the source of this 7676-nucleotide messenger RNA. It is a transcript of the gene AGL, whose product is annotated as amylo-alpha-1, 6-glucosidase, 4-alpha-glucanotransferase. NCBI's taxonomy places the organism in Eukaryota, Metazoa, Chordata, Mammalia, Diprotodontia, Vombatidae. The transcript is spliced from 34 exons. Gene Ontology annotation, biological process: glycogen biosynthetic process; glycogen catabolic process. The coding region runs from base 117 to 4718 and encodes 1533 amino acids. The record is from RefSeq and is a predicted model, not a curated record. Gene Ontology annotation, molecular function: amylo-alpha-1,6-glucosidase activity; 4-alpha-glucanotransferase activity.
GCCCCGCCUACCCCUGCUGCCGGCCCGCGGUGUCCCGGCGGCUGCACGUACCUCUGGCUCCCCGGACAAUUUAUUCAUUUUUGAAGUAAUUCUCUUCGAAUCAUUUGGAAGCCAAAAUGGAUCACAUUAAGCAAGUUCGAAUUUUACUUUUAAACGACAUGGAAAAACUAGAAAAGACUCUCUUCAGGCUUGAACAAGGUUUUGAACUACAAUUCCGAUUAGGCCCAACUUUACAAGGGAAGACAGUAACUGUCUACACAAAUUAUCCACAUCCUGGAGAAGAAUUUAGUCGACAAAAGUUCCGGCCCCUUGCUUGGGAAAAUCCAACAGAAAGGGAAGAUGAUUCAGACAAAUACUGUAAACUUAAUCUUCAAAAAGCUGGAUCAUUUCAAUAUUAUUUCAAUCAGGAAAAUGAGAAGAGUGGUGGAGGUUAUAUAGUCGUGGACCCUAUUUUACACAUUGGAACUGAUAAUCAAGUAUUACAUUUGGACUGUGUUACUCUCCAGACAUUUCUAGCCAAAUGUUUAGGACCUUUUGAUGAAUGGGAAAGCAGACUCAGAGUUGCAAAAGAAUCGGGUUACAACAUGAUUCAUUUUACCCCACUUCAGACUUUGGGGCUGUCUAGGUCAUGUUAUUCAUUGUCUAAUCAGUUGGAACUGAGUCCUGACUUUUCUACACCUAAUAAACAGUAUACUUGGAGUGAUGUCGGACAACUGGUUGAAAAAAUGAAAAGGGAAUGGAACAUUCUUUGUAUUACUGAUGUUGUCUACAACCAUACUGCUGCCAAUAGUAAAUGGAUUCAGGAGCAUCCGGAAUGUGCAUACAAUCUAGUGAAUUCUCCACACCUGAAGCCAGCUUGGCUCCUGGACAGGGCACUUUGGCACUUAACAUGUGAUGUUUCAGAAGGAAAAUACAAAGAAAAAGGACUACCUGCUUUGAUUGAAAAUGACCAGCAAAUGAAUAGUAUUCGAAAAAUAGUUUGGGAGGAUAUUUAUCCCAAGAUUCAGCUCUGGGAAUUUUUUCAAGUGGAUGUUAACAAAGCAGUGCAACAAUUUAGAGCCCUUCUUACACAAGAAAACAGGAAAACAAUAACAAAAUCUGACCCAAAGCAGCUUCUUAAGAUUACUCAGGACCCAGAAUACAAACGACUUGGUUGUACUGUAGAUAUGAACAUUGCUUUAGCUACUUUCAUACCACAUAACAGUGGACCAGCUGCAAUUGAUGAGUGCUGCAACUGGUUCCGUAAAAGAAUUGACGAAUUAAAUGCAGAGAAACUUCGACAAAUAAACUACCAUCAAGAACAGGCAGUUAAUUGUAUUUUGGGAAAUGUGUUUUAUGAACGACUGGCUGGCCAUGGUCCUAAAUUAGGUCCUGUUACUAGAAAACAUCCUCUAGUUACCAGAUACUUUACUUUCCCAUUUGGAGAAAUGACACUUGCAGAAGAAGAAACCUUUAUUAAUCGCCCAGAUAAAAGUUGUUUCUUCAUGGCACAUAAUGGCUGGGUAAUGGGAGAUGAUCCUCUUCGAAACUUUGCUGAACCAGGUUCAGAAGUUUAUCUGAGGAGAGAGCUCAUUUGCUGGGGUGACAGUGUGAAAUUACGCUAUGGAAAUAAACCAGAAGACUGUCCAUACCUUUGGGCUCACAUGAAAAAAUAUACUGAAAUAACUGCCACUUAUUUCCAGGGAGUACGCCUGGAUAACUGCCACUCAACGCCUCUUCAUGUAGCUGAGUAUAUGCUUGAUGCUGCUAGGAAAUUACAGCCCAAUUUGUAUGUAGUGGCUGAGCUGUUCACAGGAAGUGAGGAGCUGGACAAUAUCUUUGUGACUAGACUGGGCAUUAGCUCCUUAAUAAGAGAGGCAAUGAGUGCUUAUAAUAGUCAUGAAGAGGGCAGACUAGUUUACCGAUAUGGAGGAGAACCUGUUGGAUCCUUUGUUCAACCAUGUUUGAGACCUUUAAUGCCUGCUAUUGCACAUGCUCUGUUCAUGGAUAUUACACACGAUAAUGAAUGUCCUAUUGUGCAUCGGUCAGCAUAUGAUGCUCUCCCAAGUUCCACAAUUGUUUCCAUGGCUUGUUGUGCUAGUGGAAGUGCUAGAGGCUAUGAUGAAUUAGUACCUCAUCAGAUUUCUGUAGUGUCUGAAGAAAGGUUUUAUACUAAGUGGAAUCCUCAUGCAUCUCCUUCAAAUUCAAGUGAAGUUAACCUCCAAAGUGGAAUUAUUGCUGCAAGACGGGCCAUUAAUAAGUUACACCAAGAGCUUGGAGCUAAAGGUUUUAUUCAGGUGUAUGUUGAUCAAGUUGAUGAAGACAUAGUAGCAGUAACAAGACACUCACCUAGUAUCCAUCAGUCUGUAGUGGCUGUGUCUCGAACUGCAUUCAGGAAUCCUAAGACAUCAUUUUACAGCAAAGAAGUUCCUCAAAUGUGCAUCCCAGGCAAAAUUGAAGAAGUUGUUCUUGAGGCUAGAACUGUUGAAAGAAAUACAAGUCCAUACAGAAAAGAUGAGAAUUCAAUCAAUGGAAUGCCAAAUAUCACAGUAGAGAUUAAAGAACAUAUCCAGCUUAAUGAAAGUAAAAUUGUGAAGCAAGCUGGAGUUGCCAAAAAAGGUCCUAAUGAAUAUGUUCAAGAAAUAGAGUUUGAAAACUUAACUCCAGGAAGUGUUAUUAUAUUCAGAGUUAGUCUUGAUCCUCAUGCACAAGUGGCUGUUGGCAUUCUUCGAAAUCAUUUGACACAGUUUAAUCCUCAUUUUAAAACUGGAAGCCUUCCUGUUGACAACGCAGAUCCUAUACUAAAAAUUCCUUUUGUUUCAAUAGCAUCCAAAUUAACUCUGGCUGACCUAAACCAAUUACUCUACCGCUGUGAGUCAGAAGAACAAGAGGAUGGUGGAGGAUGCUAUAAUAUACCAAAUUGGUCACCCCUUAAAUAUGGAGGACUUCAAGGUUUAAUGUCUGUGUUAGCAGAAAUAAGACCAAAGAAUGACCUGGGUCAUCCUUUUUGUAAUAAUUUAAGGUCUGGAGAUUGGAUGAUUGACUAUGUCAGUAAUCGGCUGAUUUCACGCUCAGGAACUAUUGCAGAAGUUGGUAGAUGGUUGCAAGCUGUGUUCUUCUACUUGAAGCAGAUUCCACGUUACCUUAUCCCAUGUUACUUUGAUGCUAUAUUAAUUGGGACAUACACCACUCUUCUGGAUGUAGCGUGGAAUCAGAUGUCAAGCUUUGUUCAGAAUGGCUCGACAUUUGUAAAACACCUUUCGCUGGGUUCAGUUCAAUUGUGUGGAGUAGGAAAGUUCCCCUGUCUUCCCCUUCUUUCUCCCUCACUUCCUGAUGUCCCGUAUAGACUAAAUGAGGUAACCAGAGAGAAGGAGCAAUGCUGUGUUUCUCUAGCUGCUGGCUUACCUCAUUUUUCAUCUGGUAUUUUCCGCUGCUGGGGAAGGGAUACCUUUAUCGCUCUUAGAGGUAUACUUCUGAUUACUGGACGCUACUUAGAGGCCAGGAAUAUAAUUUUAGCAUUUGCUGGUACCCUGAGACAUGGACUCAUUCCCAAUCUCCUUGGUGAAGGAACUUAUGCCAGGUUUAAUUGCCGAGAUGCUGUGUGGUGGUGGUUACAGUGUAUUCAGGAUUACUGCAAAAUGGUUCCAAAUGGCACAGACAUUCUUAAGUGCCCAGUUGCCAGAAUGUAUCCUACAGAUGAUUCUCCCCCUUUGCCAGCAGGCACAUUGGAUCAGCCAUUGUAUGAAGUAAUACAAGAAGCUAUGCAACGCCACCUGCAGGGUAUACAGUUCCGAGAAAGGAAUGCUGGCCCACAGAUAGAUAGAAACAUGAAGGAUGAAGGAUUUAAUAUAACUGCAGGAGUAGAUGAUCAAACAGGUUUUGUUUUUGGAGGAAAUCGCUUUAAUUGUGGUACCUGGAUGGAUAAAAUGGGGGAGAGUGACAGAGCUCGAAACAGAGGAAUUCCAGCCACCCCGAGAGAUGGUUCUGCUGUGGAAAUUGUUGGCUUGAGCAAAUCAGCUGUUCAUUGGUUACUGGAAUUAUCAAAAAGGAAUUUGUUUCCUUAUCAUGCAGUUACAGUAAAAAGAAAUGGAAAAGAUGUAAAAAUCUCAUAUGAGGAGUGGAACAGGAAAAUACAAGACCACUUCGAAAAGCUGUUCCAUGUUUCAGAAGACCCAUCAGAUCCUAAUGAAAAGCAUCCUGAUUUAGUUCACAAACGUGGAAUAUACAAAGACAGUUAUGGAGCUUCAAGUCCUUGGUGUGACUACCAACUCAGGCCAAAUUUCACUAUAGCAAUGGUUGUAGCUCCUGAGCUCUUUACUCCAAAGAAGGCAUGGAAAGCUUUGGAAAUAGCAGAGAAAAAGUUACUUGGUACCCUGGGAAUGAAAACUUUGGACCCUGAUGACAUGGUUUACUGUGGAGUAUAUGAUAAUUCUUUAGACAAUGACAACUACAAUCUUGCUAGAGGUUUUAAUUAUCACCAAGGACCUGAAUGGCUAUGGCCAAUUGGAUACUUUCUUCGUGCAAAAUUAUAUUUUUCUAAGUUAAUGGGCCAGGAAGCUUAUUCACAGACAGUGUUUUUGGUUAAAAAUGUUCUUUCUCGUCAUUAUGUUCAUCUUGAGAGAUCCCCUUGGAAGGGCCUUCCUGAGCUGACAAAUGAGAAUGGACAAUACUGUUCUUUCAGCUGUGAAACACAGGCUUGGUCAAUUGCUGCUAUUCUUGAGAUUCUUUUUGACUUAUAGAUAGUUGACUUUUGAUAGUUCCAUAUAGUAUAUGCUCAAUUGUGUAACCUCACAUAGUUUGCACACUCUCAGUUCAUUUAAAAAUAAAAAUAAAUCCCACUAGUAUUGCAGUUUCCAUUUAGGUAAAGCUUUGAAUUCAGUUCAAGUUAACCAACACUUAUUAAGCACCUAUUAUGUGCAAUGUACUGUGCUAAUGUUUAAUGAAAGCAUUAAUUUUGUCAAUGUAGAUGAGUUGAUUUAUAUUAGAAGGGGGAAAUCAUUAUUACCCAUAAAGUAUUUAUUUUUAUUUUAAAUUUAGAAAAUAUUCUUCAAUUUAAGAAAUAGUACAUCUUUAGAAAAAUAAUCAUGGUCUUCUUUCUUUCAUUUGUGCACUUGCUAAACUUAAAAAAAAUUGGCAAAAGUACUUAAAAGAAAUUAAAAAGGCAUCUUUUUAUAGGGGUAUGUUCUGAUGUAGUAAUAUGGAGGCUUCCAUAAGCUGUGGGCUUAUUAUGCCAUCUCCAUCUACAUUUUAUUUUCAAUAAAUAGAGAAUAUAAUUCCAUUUCAAACAUUUAUUAAGUACCUUCUAGACAGAAGUCACUGUGCUAGACAUUGAGCUUUUUCAUUGAAAAAAAUAGUAUUUUGCAUUUGAUGCAGCUCUAAUAAAAAUCUUUUUCCCAUUUAAAAUGUCCUGUGCAAUGUCCAAGGUAAAAUUUGCAGCCUGUUGAACUUAAUUCCUAAGGUAAUCUAUAAAAUUUUCCUUCAUCUCCAGAAAGGUAGACUCCCUUAUAUUACACUUUAAGUGACAUUGCAUGGCCCAAUAAAAGGGGGAGAGAAGUCAAAUAAUGGGAAAAAUAAAGGACUCUUGAUUGGAUAACUCUUUAGUGUUAAUUAACAACUGAAUUCCAGUUAAAUAUAAAAGUAGUGACCAAACAAAAAGAUGUUUUUCAAAUAGUCUCUAUUAUAGAGAUACAUGAUAUUUUUUCUUGGCAUCUAAAUUAAGGAUGUAGAAAUAAUUAAUGGUUUUAAUUUAGGGUCCUAAUUUUGAGGGGAGAAUUGUAACUUUUAAAACUUUUUUUAUAAAAGCCUCCUAUAGAAGAAUAAAUACAUUUUCAGAGUAUAAGCCUUUGAAGAAAAUAGAUUCUUAAUUUUUUGAAAUGUAUCAGUUGACAUAUUAUGUAAAAGAUUUUGUUGGUCAAUUAUACUGGGUACUUUUUUUUCCAUUAAAUAUGUUUCUAUAUUGACUAGUUUUAGCCUUGUGAACAGUUUUAAAAUGAAAAAAGUUUACAGUCUUGAAUAAACGCAUUUGUAAACACAUUUUGCACAUAAUUUAUUUUAAUUUUUUAAUCCAUAAAAUUAUGUAGGAAGUAUGGAGGGAAGAAAAUUGUUUUACCUUACCAGUUUUAUACUCUUUUCCCCUAAGUAUGAAUUUUGAAUCAUGCCAUGAAAACACUAAAAUGGCAAAUGUUUCUUAGUUUGACUUAUAAUUCUAAACAGUAAUAUGAAAGAGUAUUGUUAAAGAGAAUACAUCUGUUUUGUUAGGCAUAUAAAUAAAGAAUAUCGAUAAUGUUAGUUAUUUCCACAAAUAAUGUGCAAAUUUUUCAAUGUAAAAAGUGAAGAAUAACAAUUAAAUUAGCUAGAAUUAUGCUUUCAGUGUCAUUAGCCUCAGAAACCAAUAAUUGUCAUUUGCAUGCCAAAUCUAAUUGUCACACUUAAGGAGAAAUAGAAGCUGUACUUUUAAAUGACUGGGAGGAUUGUUAGUUUGAGAAAUAGCAUCAGGAAAAAUGUUGCAGCAAUACUCUGUACCAGACUUUACCACAGAAAUAAUUUUAUAAAGUCAAAUUACAAAAUGAUAUAUAAAAUAAUUGUCAUUUGCAAUGUUUGUGUGUCCUGAACCAUAGCUUUAUUAAAAUGGUGUCCCUAUUAAUAAAGGAGUAGCCAUUAUCAUAUUAUGGUUGAUGAAAUAUUAGUACAGUGACACUUCACUUAUGCAAGGUUAUUUCCUUGGGAACCUCAACUGUCCAUAACAGUGAGAACUGAAAAGUAAAGGGGAAAAAAAAAGUCAGUAACCACAAAGGCUCACGUAUAUCAUUCAUAGAAAAGCCCCUAAGCAACCUAACACCCAGAGAACUUGUUCCAUUGUACAUAUAAUUCUAAAAAACUUGGUUUUCUGCCUUCUCAGCCUAGCAGAGAUUAAAAUUUAAUGCAACUAAGCAAACAUUUAUUGAAGCCAUCUCAGAUGUAGUCCCUGCCUUCAUUAAGCUUACAGUUUAGUUAACAGCAAAUUAGAAAAAGGGAGAAGAUAGUUGUCCAAACAGACUAACAGUGAAAGAGUCAAGAAAGUGACAAGUUGACACAACUCAAAAAAUAGAGUAGUGUGGGGCUAUUUGUAGUUAGAGUGUGUAUGUUAUCCCUACACACCUCAAUAGCUCCUAUUAACAUCAUUGUAUUAUAGCACAAUAUAAUAGUUGUUCAUGACAAUACCAAGAGAAAAAGGUGAAAUGUUACAAUCGCUCUUAAAGAAAGCAGAAAAGGGUUUAAUAUAUUUUGGAGAAAUGUUGAUUUAAGGUGGUUAAAAUGAAAACUUUGUCACUUUUAAAAGUGUAAGCUUUGGUUUUGUAGAAAAUUCACUUAUAUAGAAUACCUCAUUCCCCACUAAUAAUUGUAUGAAGUGUUGCACUUAUUUUAAGAAGUUGUAAUAAUUCUGUGCCUUGUUCUUUUACCAACCCCAAUGAUGCUACUCUUUAAAUUAAUAUAAGGGACUUUGCUAUGUUACAAUAUUACAAACAUUUUAAUAUGCGCUUAUCUUUUUAAUAACAUCAGAAACAGUUGAGUAAACAAAGAAAAUUCAUUAACUGUGUGCUGUAAUAUAAAAUUGAUUAUAAUAAGCAUACUGUAUGUCUUCACCAAUUACUGUAUUUUGAAAAACUUUGUCCUUUCAGUUAUCUGUGUGUGGAAAAAAUAAAACCCUCCCUAAAGAA